Molecule: messenger RNA, 3342 nt
Organism: Macrosteles quadrilineatus (aster leafhopper)
Lineage: Eukaryota; Metazoa; Arthropoda; Insecta; Hemiptera; Cicadellidae
Product: F-box only protein 33-like
Exons: 7
Coding region: 94-1473 (459 amino acids)
Biological process (GO): positive regulation of protein ubiquitination; SCF-dependent proteasomal ubiquitin-dependent protein catabolic process
Cellular component (GO): SCF ubiquitin ligase complex
Molecular function (GO): protein binding
Source: RefSeq, a predicted model, not a curated record
AGAGUGCAGAUUGACAGACAAACAAAAUUCGUGUUGACUCUGUUGACAUAUUGAAACGAAAGUGGGAUCUUGAAAUGAAAGUUGAGGUAGAGAAUGGCUGGUGAAGUGUCUUGGAAUAAUUUACCUAGUGUUAUUUUAAACGAAAUAUUCUCAUAUCUUUCGCACAAUGACAAAGUGCGUGCCUCUUCAACCUGUUCAAACUGGCGUCUUGCAUUAAGUCACCCAAAAUGCUGGAGAAACGUAAAGUUUGUCGUCAAACCUCAGGACAAUUUUGCAAAUUCAAUAGCUAGAACUAGAUACUUGGUGGAAUUUGCUGCUAGAAAGCUUCACAAUGCUGUUAUCACAUUUGAUUCCAUGGAUCCAGCAUGUGUCGAUGAAAUCUCUAAUGUUAUUGAGAGUUUGGCCGAAAACGCCAAUUUGAAAAGCUUGUUCCUCAAUCCCAGCAAUUGCAGUUUGGACUGUCCAAGUGGCCAAGGUGAUGAUUGGUCAAAGUACAUUGAAAGCAAGUUUGCAACACCUCUAAUAAACGCAAUAAGGAAAAGUCAUCAGAUGGAAGCUCUCAGUCUUGGAUGUUUAGAGGAACUGAUAUCAUCACACGCCAAAAAUAUUUUAGAGUUAAUUGUCAAUAAACAUGCUAAUAAUAUAAAAGUCCUUGGAUUGGCUACCAUCAAAGACUAUCCAGAUGACUACUUCAUAACAGAUUUGAACAUACGCUUGUUGAAGCCUCUUGUAAAUCUUCAGAUCCUUAGCAUCGACUACUGCCAUGUUAAUGACAAUCUACUGCACAUCCUCGGUGACACUCAGCUGCGAAGGCUCGUGGUUCACGUUCACGGCAUCAUGGACGAACAUCCAGGCACAACGGAAGGGGCCUGGACCUACCUCACACGAAAGCUCCCCCACUGUGAGCUUCGACUCACGCUGAUUCACUCCUAUGAUGGAGUCGACGUUUUACACACCAAGAUCCUUCGCCACGCCAUGCCUCUUACGCACCUCAAGGUCUUCUUUUGCGAAAAGCUCAACAUAGAAGCAGUUCACCAGCUGAGUCUGUACAGUGACACUCUUCGCAGUAUCUGGUGGGUAGACUCGAUGUCUAACACUGGCAACCACUCCCUAGUAGAAUCUACCUUAGUCAACCCUUUCGUCAUGUGUUGCUGGCGAUGUCAUAAGCUGGAAGAGCUGGUUUUCAUAGGCCAUAAGUACCUGUCGCUGGACGUGAUCGCAGUGAUACGUCUACGUGGCGAGACGCUCACACACCUGUGUUUAGCUGCCGAUGACAUCGCCUUCUAUGCCGAUCCCCCCGACCCUUCUGUGGAGCCCACACUCAAAGAACUGCAGCAGGAGAUCAGUGAUCAUAUAGGCCGGCCUUGGACUGCACUGGUUGAGCCUCAGCUUCAUCCAGUCAUAUGGAAUCCUACUGCAGGUGACUCUGACGAAUUCGUCCUUCCAAUCGUGCUCAAAGAUAUCGAGCCGUAGCCGACACACGACUGAGUGUUUUAUAUCCCUGUCUACAUUCCGCAGGAUGCCAACUAUCGACUCACCGAACACCAUCGUGAUACAAUUUUGUGAGUCUUCUUCAAAUAUUUGGCUUAUUUGAUUCUACAUUAUUUUGUACGAGUACAGUGGUACUACUUUCGACCAUCCUAUGUGAAAUCAGUUUUUGUAAACUGAUGUGUAGAGUUAAGGCAUAAACUAUGUUAGGCACAAUUAUUUUAGAAUCACUCUUAUUGUUUUGUAUGAUUUUGAUAUUUGUGUUUCACUACACGUUUAUUCUAUAUGUAUUUAAAGAAAACUGUUAAUAAUUUUUGUAGGCAGUUUAGGUUUUUAGUUUAGCUCAUGUUCAGCAGACCUCUUUCAAAACACUAUAUAGUUGUUAGCCUACUAAACAAUUGUCAGAAAAUGUUUAUUUUGUCAAGAUGUUAUUUAAUUUAUUAGAUACACAUGUAAGAAUUAAUUGCAUAUAUCCCUCUGUUCACAUUUGCCUAGCACAAUGAUCAAAAGAAUCAAUCGCAAGGUUUAAUAUCUAUGUUAUUUGUGAGAGUGUAACAGCUUGCAGGAUGAAGGGAAAAGGCUCAAAUUAAAGGUCUUGGUCCCAGGGAGCCGGGGAAAAUAGCAGAUUAAAUCUACAAGAAAUUGAAAAAUGACAAAACAUAUCUUCCAUUUAAAAUGCAUUGGGAUUGAAAAAACGUCUGCUUUGUUUAUAUUAAUCAUGUGAUUACAUUUUUUAUCGUUUUCAUUCUACUUACUUUUUAUUCUUUUCAUAGAGUGUGUGAAGUUUGUUUACUAAUCAACAAAUAAUUCAGAUGAAUUCUGCUUUCGCAAGUGAUCUACAAAUUAUUAACUUACAAUUUUCAGAACUGCUGUGUGAAAGAUCAUUUGAUUCUUAGUUUGUUUAAAUAUCACAAUAGUUUUGUUUUACAUUUGAGCUUUUUUGGGACUUAUGUCCGAACAUUAUAAACUGUUCUGCAAAGUGAAUAGAGAUUUUCAUAAAACCAUCAAGUGAUCAAUGCUUUGGCUUGUUUAUUCCUAAAAACGUUCAAUAUAAUCUCAGGAACUAUGUGCUAAUAUACUGAUACAAACCAAUCUUGUAUGUAUAAUCAGAAUAUAAAUACUUCAUCUGUUAAGCAAUUAUAGUAUAGUAUGUAGAUUGUUAUAUUGAAUGUUCAAUCCUUUGAUUGUCCUCUAUCGCCUGGCAAUUCACUAAUACAACUACCACAUUAGUAGAAGCAGAUAGCAUGUAAUAUGUUAAUAUUUUUAUAUAAAGAAAUAAUUUGGCCUUAAAUGUUAGUAUAUUGGAAAUGAAUAAUAAUUACAUUCCGAUGCGAUUAAAUUAGAAAUAUUCAACAAGUUUUGACAAUUUGAAAUCAAUCAAACUAUAAUAGAGAAAAAGACAUAAUCAAACAAUGGAGUAAUUAGCCGUUGAUAACGUGAAAGGCAAAACAAGUUUACGUUUAAUCCAUCUUUAGUAUGAAUCAUAUAAAUAUGUUAUUACCUAUGUAGGCCUACUAUUAAUUGACUUUAAACAACACCUUGAGAUCAUUAAGUGUCAGAUUGGAUGAUGCUUCAUUGGCUCCGGUCAGUACAGAGUCUGAGAUUGACAGCUUCUUGUUUUGCAAACCCAACACAUUUUCUUCAACCGUAUCACUUGCGACAAACUUGUAAAUCUGAACAUCUUUCUCUUGGCCAACUCUGUAGAUACGAUCAAACUCUUGACUCUCAAGCUGAGGUUUCCAAUGGAUGUAUAGAAGCAACAGAUUUGCUCCAAUCAGCAUCAAACCAACUCCUCCAGACGUGAGUGACAAUAGAAGAACUCUUGGUUCUGAUCCUUUAUGUUAAACUUUUUUA